Perognathus longimembris pacificus (Pacific pocket mouse) is the source of this 951-nucleotide messenger RNA. RefSeq names its product olfactory receptor 7A10-like. Lineage: Eukaryota; Metazoa; Chordata; Mammalia; Rodentia; Heteromyidae. The record is from RefSeq and is a predicted model, not a curated record. Gene Ontology annotation, molecular function: G protein-coupled receptor activity; olfactory receptor activity. Gene Ontology annotation, cellular component: membrane. The transcript has a single exon. Bases 82 to 951 code for a protein of 289 amino acids. Gene Ontology annotation, biological process: G protein-coupled receptor signaling pathway.
UCGCAAAUUUUUGAAUUUUUUCUUUUGGGAAUUUCAGAAGAUCCCACACUGCAGCCCCUCCUCUACGGGCUCUUCCUGUCCAUGUACCUGCUCACCGUGCUUGGGAAUCUGCUCAUCAUCCUGGCCACUGUGUCUGACCCCCGUCUGCACACACCCAUGUACUUCUUCCUCUCCAACCUGUCCUUCGUGGACGUCUGCUUCACCUCCACCACCGUGCCCAAGAUGCUGCUCAACAUCCAGACCCACAGCCAAGGUAUUAGCUAUGUGGGCUGCAUCGUCCAAAUUUAUUUCUUUACCUUAUUUGUAGGGCUAGACGACUUCCUGCUGGUAGUGAUGGCCUAUGACCGCUUCGUGGCCAUCUGUCACCCCCUGCACUACACAGUCAUCAUGAGCCCCCAGUUCUGUGUGUGGCUGGUGCUGGGGUCCUGGCUCACGAGUGCCCUGAAUGCCUUGUUACAAAGCUUCAUGGUGCAGCAGCUCUCCUUCUGCAAGGCUCUGGAAAUCCCACACUUUUUCUGUGAACCAAACCACCUGGUGCACCUGGCCUGUUCUGACACUUCCCUGAACAACAUAGUGCUGUAUUGUGUUGCUGGGCUGCUGGGUGGUGGUUCCCUGGCCGGCGUCCUGUAUUCUUAUUAUAAAAUCGUGUCCUCCAUCCGGGCCAUGUCAUCAGCUCAAGGGAAGUACAAAGCCUUUUCCACCUGCGUGUCUCACCUCUCCAUGGUCUCCUUGUUUUAUUGCACACUCCUGGGUGUGUACUUCACUUCUGUGGUGACCCAAAACCCACAUUCAAGUGCCACAGCCUCUGUGAUGUACAGCGUGGUCACCCCCAUGUUGAACCCCUUCAUCUACAGCCUAAGGAACAAAGACCUCCAGAGGGCUCUGGCAAUGUUCCUUCAGAAAGAAACGAGGCAGAUGCUCAUUGUCCUGGGUCUGAGAAAGGGCAUCUGA